GCUCACUGCUCUCUCGUUAAAAGCGGCCGAAAUGUGUACCAAACGGUGAAAACUACGGUCAAUGGCCCAGUUCAUAAUGUUCUCAAGACCUAUGCGCCAUGGCUGCCGCACGCACUGGGCGUCGACUAGAGCUUUGUUGCUGACUUUGGCCAGAAGACAAAAGUCGGACUUCUCCCAUCUGCAAACAGAGCUACCCGCUCGCGUGCUACCUAUCUUAUACGAUGACCUGACCUCGCGCGCAACUCAUAACCUCAAUGUCUCACUCGCCUCUUUUGUCCCUGACUCUUGGCUCCCCAAGUCGACGUUCGAGGAUAGCCUUCCUGUGACGAGCCCGUCACUCGAGCUCCCCGCGUCGCAUCAUUUAGUCUACUUUAAUCCCGCGCUUCCGCCGUCGAAACUCCUUCCCGAUGGAACAGAUCCUAAUCAAUCGCCCGGGGUGCCUUUCGUUCGGCGAAUGUGGGCUGGUGGCAACGUGCGUUGGAAGGCACCACUAAAGGUCGAUGGUUCACGGCACGCGUGCGUGGAGGGAAUCCGCAACGUCACGAUCAAGGGCCAGCCUGGCCAGGAAAAGGUAUUCGUGGGCAUUGAAAGGAGAAUUGGUGCCAUUGGCAAAGAUAUGGGGGAUCACGAGGUGCGGAAGAAGCUGUGGGCGGAGACUGAAGACGACUUUGCGGAUGCCGAUAUAAUUGAGCGAAGAAAUAUCGUCUUCAUGUAUGAGAGGACGGAGGAAGAACUGGAAAAGGUUAAAAAAAGAGGAGCGGCUAUGCCAGCCGACAAGAUGCUCAAACCGCAGAACCAGCCGACGUUUACGCACACACUUACUCCUACACCCACGCUUCUUUUCCGAUAUUCUGCAUUAACAUUUAACGCGCACGCCAUACAUCUUGAUCCGCAAUACUGCCGUGAGGUGGAAGGUCAUCGAAAUCUUCUAUUUCAUGGGCCACUGUCUUUCACUCUCUUAACACUGAUGGUGGAUAAUCAUGUCAAAAGUCAGGGAAAGACCAUUGCAAGCAUUGACUACAGGAAUCUUGCUCCACUAUAUUGUAGCGAGCCGGUCAAGUUAUGCGGUAGAGAAUCAGGACCGGACAAGUUUGAGGUCUGGGUCGAGACCCCCGAAGGUGGCAUUGCCGUCAAGGGGAGUGCGACAGUAAGAACUAUAUAGAUGUCUUGACAAAUCAUCACAGGCGACAUACUGCAAGUACUUGAUUUUGAAGUCAUUUCAUGCAUUUCAACGAGACCAGUAACAAUAGUCUGAGAUUCCGAAAUGCAAGGGCAUCCACCCGUCAUCAUCUCACCCUCCUUGCCGAGACUUAUCCAGCCAGUCUGC
This is a messenger RNA of Verruconis gallopava, 1327 nucleotides long. RefSeq lists its product as uncharacterized. Bases 62 to 1162 code for a protein of 366 amino acids. The record is from RefSeq and is a predicted model, not a curated record. Gene Ontology annotation, molecular function: (3R)-hydroxyacyl-[acyl-carrier-protein] dehydratase activity. The transcript is spliced from 2 exons. NCBI's taxonomy places the organism in Eukaryota, Fungi, Ascomycota, Dothideomycetes, Venturiales, Sympoventuriaceae. Gene Ontology annotation, cellular component: mitochondrion.